Molecule: messenger RNA, 3432 nt
Organism: Hypomesus transpacificus
Lineage: Eukaryota; Metazoa; Chordata; Actinopteri; Osmeriformes; Osmeridae
Product: phosphatidylinositol 4,5-bisphosphate 3-kinase catalytic subunit gamma isoform
Biological process (GO): cell migration; phosphatidylinositol 3-kinase/protein kinase B signal transduction; phosphatidylinositol-mediated signaling
Cellular component (GO): phosphatidylinositol 3-kinase complex, class IA; cytoplasm; phosphatidylinositol 3-kinase complex, class IB
Molecular function (GO): 1-phosphatidylinositol-3-kinase activity; 1-phosphatidylinositol-4-phosphate 3-kinase activity
Source: RefSeq, a predicted model, not a curated record
GUGAGACUUCAGAGUUACUGUAAACACCUUGUUUGUGCACCCUGUUUGGUUGUUUGAAUUCACCUUCUUUUGAGGCUCUUCACAAAACACACACAGCAUGGAUGCAGAUCUGACCCUGGGUCAGCACACCGGGAGACGCCUCUCUCAGUUUGGAUCUGAGGCCUGCAUGCCCGGGUGGUCUGAGAACAGCCUGGUGUUCUUGUGUGAGCUCCGCUGCGCCCCGGGCUGGAGCGAGGGGGAGGAGCCACUGCGUGUGUGCCUCCCUGCCCAGUACAACGUGCACCAGCUGCGUUUGUGUCUGUGCAUGCACACCACGGAGCUGAGCUCCCCUCCGCACCCCCUGGCUAUGCUGGACCCCGCUCGAGUCCUGCUCCUCUACCGCCGCCACGGAGACUGGUACGAGAUCUACGACGACUGCCAGGUGCUGCGGACCCUGGGCGUGCCCUGGUCACGUGACUCCUCCGGGCGCCUCACGGCCCGGAUCGUCGUGGCUCCGCCCCCGGCGCCGGACACGGAGGAGAGGCGGAGCCAGCGGCAGGCCCUCGCCAACCUGAUUGGCUACGACCUGGAUUCGACACCACCCAAUCGCCUCGGGGAGCUCAGCUUCACCCGCAGGAAGCUGGCGUCGCCACGGCGACAGGAGCUGCGUCGGCGUGACGACGUCGCUCAUGCGACGGAACCCUGGACCAGCUCGGUUCCGCUCCCGCGGGACCUGCGGAUCUACGCCGACAGGAAGAUCCCGGUCACGCUCCACCACAGCAAGGUGAGCUUCACCAUCAGGGUCCUGGCCAGCAUCACCCCCGCUGGCCUCACCGUCGUGUUCCACAGGGUGAUGGAGGAUCUGGGGGUCACCUGGGAGGACGCGGGGGUGGUGCUGCAGGUGUCCGGCAGGGAGGAGUACCUGUCCGGGGAUACCACACCUCUCCACAGCUUCCUGUGGGUGCGGCACUGUCUGAAGAGCUCCCUGGAGGUCCACCUCCUGGUGGUCCCUGUGACCCAGCUCUCUGUGGAGGCUGUGCCGGGCGAGGACCACCCGCAGGUGGACGGCUUCUCUGGCCAGUCCAGCUCCCACCAGGACCUGAGUCUGGACAACAAAGACGUGGCCCAGAUCCUCAUGAUCUCCCUGUGGGACUGCAAGCGCAGGUUGAGGGUGAAGCUCCUGGGCUUCGAUGUGCCCCAGCCGCCCUCCAAGCCCCCGGCCGCCGUGCAGGUAGAGGUGAGCCUGCUGUAUGGCAGCGAGGUGCUGGCCUCCGUCAGCUCCGCCCCCAAGCCCUUCGAUGAUGAAGUGCUGUGGAACGAGUGGCUGGAGAUGGACGUGUUACUGAGCAAGCUGCCUCGCGGGGCCAAGCUGGGGCUCACCAUCGUGGCCUGCUCAGCAGAGGGGCCCCCGGCCAGAGCACCAGAGCCCCAGAAGGGAAAGGCCAAGGUGCUCUACUUUGUCAACCUGCUCCUCAUAGACCACAGGUCCAUCCUGAGCCAGGGGCCGCACACGCUGCACAUGUGGCCGUACCCUGAGCCAGAGGACGAGGCCUUUGCACAGCAGACAGACAAGCUCUCCUGCGCCACCAACCCUGACGUCGCUGCUGCCAUGGCCAUCAGCUUCUUACUGGACCGCUACAGCUUCCCUGUGGUGCUUCCUCAGAACUCUGUUCCCUCUUCUUCAUCCCUUUCCUCUCCUGUCUUCUCUCCCACCUCACCCGACCCAAGCCAUCUCCUCUCCCCCUCCUCCCCCCUGACCUCCCCCCUCUCCGCCACGCCCCGCCCCCCCUUAACAACCAACCUCGCUUCCCCCGCUGACCAAUCAGGCAUGCGCAAGUUCCGAGAAAAGAGCAUUCUCUACACCUCCAACCUUCCUCAGUACCUGCGACGAAUUGAUUGGCUCGAGCCCAACACUGUGCAGGACAUCCAUUGGCUGCUGGGUCAGCUGGAAGCCUCAGAGCUGGACCUAUCAGUGGCUCUGGAGCUUCUCAGCGUGGAGUUCCCUGACGAGAGGGUGAGGUGUCUGGCUGUGAGGAGGCUGGAGACACUGAGCAACGAUGAGCUGAUGCAGUUCCUGCUGCAGCUGGUCCAGACCCUGAAGGUGGAACCGUUCCACGACAGCUUCCUGGCCACGUUCCUGGUCCAGCGAGCUCUGAGGAGCAAGAGAAUCGGACAUUUCUUCUUCUGGUUCGUGCGCAGCGAGGUGGCUGGCUGUCCCUUCUUCCGCCAGCGGAUGGCGCUGGUGCUGGAGGCUUACCUGCUGGGCUGUGGGCAGGCCACGCUGGACAGCUUCACACGCCAGGUGCAGGUUGUGGAGGCAUUGCAGGAAGUGGCCGGCACCAUUAAGAGACUCUACCCAGACAAAACUGACCUCCCACCAACAGCUGCGGCCACCCUGCAGGACCUCCUGAGGAAAUGCAACCUGCCGCCUAGCUUCCUGGUGCCCUUUGACCCCCGGGUCACGGCUGGGACCAUACUGCUGGACAGGUGUAAGGUGAUGGCUUCCAAAAAGAAGCCCCUGUGGUUGGAGUUCACCCCGCGCCCCACCACGGCCCCCCCCCUCCCUCCUGUGGGCAUCAUCUUCAAGGAGGGAGACGACCUGCGACAGGACAUGCUAGUGCUGCAGACACUGGUCGUGAUGGAUUCUAUCUGGCAACACAAAUCUCUGGACCUCAAUCUAGUACCUUACGGCUGCAUCUCCACAGGACUCAACACAGGUAUGAUAGAGAUCGUGCGGGACGCCGUGACCAUAGCUGCAGUUCAGAGGAGCCAGGGGGGAACCUCAGGGGCGUUCAGGAACGACGCUCUCUGUAACUGGCUGAGAGAGAAGUGCCCCCUGCAGGAGAUCCACUACCAGGCGAUGGAGCGCUUUGUCAACUCGUGUGCAGGCUACUGCGUGGCGACCUAUGUACUGGGCAUUGGAGACCGCCACAACGACAACAUCAUGAUUACAGACCAAGGCAACCUGUUCCACAUUGACUUUGGUCACAUCCUGGGAAACAGGAAGCGGUUCCUCGGCGUGAACCGAGAGCGUGUUCCCUUCGUUCUCACGCCUGACUUCCUGUAUCUGAUGGGAAAGGUCAAAGGUGGCUUUAGCCUCAACUUUGAUCGGUUCAAGGACACCUGCAUGCAGGCCUACCUGUCCCUGCGCUCCCACAGUCGUCUGCUGGUCACUCUGUUCUCCCUCAUGCUGCUGACGGGCAUCCCAGAGCUCAGCGCCGCCAGCGACGUGGACUACCUGCGGGGGGCGCUGCAGGAGGAGGGCAGCGAGGAGGAGGCCCGCAGACACUUCCUGCGCCAGGUGGCCCUGUGUGAGGAGAAGGGCUGGACUGUGCAGGCCAUGUGGUGGAUCCACAUGGUGGCCGGGAUCAAGUAGGGGGGUGGGAGGAGUUAGAGGUUGGAGGAGUCUGCAUGGGAGGAGUCUGGGAGUAGGAGGAGUCUGUGUGGGAGGAG